This is a messenger RNA of Paramacrobiotus metropolitanus, 2062 nucleotides long. RefSeq lists its product as uncharacterized. Gene Ontology annotation, biological process: proteolysis. Gene Ontology annotation, molecular function: metalloendopeptidase activity; zinc ion binding. The record is from RefSeq and is a predicted model, not a curated record. Bases 132 to 1769 code for a protein of 545 amino acids. The transcript is spliced from 12 exons. Lineage: Eukaryota; Metazoa; Tardigrada; Eutardigrada; Parachela; Macrobiotidae.
ACACACGGCCGAUCCUUUACAUUUUUCGAUACGCUGCAGACGGUAAUCAUCGGCACGUAGCUGCUGCUAUUUGCCCCUUUUUCCGGGAUUAUUCAUCGGUGUUCCUGUGUACGCCCCCAGAACCAACAAUCAUGGCCUCGAUCACUUGGUUAUGCGUGAUUACGGUGUUGCUCUUAAGCGUCUUAGGUAGUUUCGGGGCGUCCCAACAUCUGCGCACCAUCAAUGUGGACGGUGCGUAUGGAAAAUGGAAUGCAUCGAGUAUUCCCUACUGCAUCGACGCCGAUUACUCCCCGACAGAAAGGUCAACAAUUCAGCAGGCCAUCCAGAUCAUGAUGGAUGCACUGUCCGGUAAACUGAUAUUUACUCCCGUGGACUGCACGGAUAGCCGUUACAAGAUACGCUUUACGGCGCUGACCGGAGGACCAGGCAGCGCCAACCGCAUCUCCUCGUCCAGUGAUCCUGGUGUUAAUUCAGCCCAGCAGAGGGCGUCCCAGACCGAGCAAGUGGUGGCCAUUGCCCGUGACAGUCUGGGCUGCUCCACCGAUGUGCACUGUGCCCUCAAGUUCAUCGCCAUCUGUCUGGGCAAACGGGAGGAACAGCUGCGCAAGGAUCGCGACCAGUAUAUUACCGUCACGCUCAGCAACGCCGUUACACCGAGUCAGUUCACUACUUACCUGGACACCCAGGCGUAUAUUGGCCGAUUCGGCUACGACUACUGCAGCAUAACGCAUAACCAGCCGACCGAUUACGCCAAACCCGGCACGGUGGUCUUCACCGUCCCUGCGGGCAAGCCAAACAGUCCGGGCUGUAUCCCCAAACUCAGCAAUAUCAGCAACACCGACUGCCAGCUCAUCAGUUUGUUGUACGGGCUCGACGCGACUUUAUGCAAGCCGUUAAACUGCGCCGCACAAUCCUGCGUGACGACCACCACGACCACGACGACAACCACGCCCACCACACCGACGACCACCACUGCCUUGACAACCACCGGGGCAUCCACCGACAGCACAACGUCCACAACACCAACAACACCAACGACAACACCAACGACCGGCACGACAACGGCUAUGACCUGUCCAACGGCGGCGACGGUUCCAACAACAACCCCGCCCCCGACAUGUUCCGUUGACUUCUGCGCCACACCCACUCCGACCAUCGACGAGGCGAGCAUUCUCUGGAACGACAAGUAUUACAUGUUUUCCGGUGACUGCGCCGUACAGAUCGACGAUCAUAACAAAAUCAUCGGCACGUCGGUGCCGGUCAGCUAUGUCCUGCCCGGAGUCUCCGGUCCCGUGAGAUCCAUCUGGACGGACCUAAAAUAUAAGAUCACGCGUGUCGUCACCGACACAACACAGUACAACUGUUAUGCCGCCGGGUGUUUUCCCGUAUCGCCGAUGGUAGACGAUAUCCGACCCCGCUGGGAGUUCAUUCGCACCGAUUCCGGCGGACUUAUGGCGACAACCAGCCCGUACACAACGUACUCCUACGACGCGGAUGUUCUGGCCUAUGCAGCGGAUGAUGACUCGGGCAAUCUGGUCGGGAUCGGGAAUUUGUGUAUACUUACCGAUCCUAACUGCAAAAUCACGCAGGGAUGGAAUGCCGUGUACAUGGUGAAAGGCACCGCUGGGAUAAACUAUGUCAACGUUAUCGGCACCGGCGACGACGGCAACCAGUACCUUAACACCAUGUUCUGGGUUGCCACCGACUACUUUGCCUAUUUAUCGAAUGGUGAUCUGCUCUCCAAAGCCCUCCAGUGCCCCAGCCCGUAAGCAACCCCCAUGGCAUGCGGAGUCGGCAACCGAAAUCCAUGUACGAUCAUAUCGUAGAUGGGAUCUUUUUUCAAAAUGUGAACUGUAACUUUUGCAUUGCGACCAUACUGCACGUUUUAUAAGUGUGACAAAUUAGCCCAAUUCGGCAAAUCGUGCCAUACUAGUAAUGCAGGGAAUGAACCCCUCUUACUAACUCUGCAGGUUAAUGUUCUUAUCGUUGAUAAGACAGAUUGAAAACAGGAGUUACCUUGAAAAUACCGGCAAUAAAUUUCCAGAUUGUCUGCGCGGUCGUU